Capsaspora owczarzaki ATCC 30864 is the source of this 1027-nucleotide messenger RNA. RefSeq lists its product as hypothetical. The record is from RefSeq and is a predicted model, not a curated record. Lineage: Eukaryota; Filasterea; Ministeriida; Capsasporidae. The coding region runs from base 22 to 621 and encodes 199 amino acids. The transcript is spliced from 4 exons.
GCAGUCCUUGUUUUCCCACUGAUGGCGACUCGACGAUCGGCGCGACUGCUGCCUGGCCCGCCGCCGCAGACGCCCGCAUUGAGCGCAACAGCCUUGUCGCCGUCAUCCCAAGGCGAAGUGGCGCCGACACGGCUGGACGACCGCGCCGGACCAUCCUCGCGUCGCUCAGCCAACUCCAUCUCAAUCUCAAAGCCAGCAACGCUGGUGGUCAAGGAUCCCAACGCACCGAGUCGCGAAAUUUAUGGAUUUGUGUUUUAUCUCGCCGCAUGGGCAGCCUGGGUGGCCUAUAUUCUCUGGGCGGUUGUUCCGGACGAGUACCUGCGCAUGGUCGGCAUCACGUAUUUUCCUCAAAAAUACUGGGCUGUGGCUGUCCCAGCUUAUGCAUGCAUGAUUUGGGUCUUUAUCUACUGGUUUUACCUUGCUUCCAAUCUGCUGAGAGUGCCAGCGUUGGACUCGACUGCAACCAUCCUUGAUUCGCACACUGUGACGAGACCUGCCGCUGCAAUUCUGGCCGAGAUUGAACAUCCUCAGGCCAUCCCGGCGCUUGCAGACAUUCCAGUGUCAACGGUGCACCGCGUCAUGUUUCCAGAUGAAGAUGACGACAAUAAGGACGACGACUGAAUGGACCUGAUUUUCAAGGGCAAUUCGACGAAAUGUUCCAUCGGAGCGAGUGGUCACCAGACUGGUUCGAGCACUGCAAGAAGCACCUAGAGAGUAUUUUCAUCAGUUUUGCAGGUCGCAACCUGACAUGGCUCGCAGCAGAUGCAAAAGGCAGCGAUGUUGGAUUUUAUUGCGACGUCUCGGCCAUCCUUUCCUCGUGGUGACUUGAGUCAUUCGCCAGUGAUCCUGCGUUGAUGACUUGAGCUGCUUGCCAAGUGAUCCAGCUCAAUUUCUUUGACGCACCCACCUGGUCAAGACAACCAAAUUUCAUUUCGCGCUGGCCAUUUUUUCGAAUUUAGUCGAAUGAUCCCUGUAUUUAACUCCCACUGAGCCGCCACUCUACCAUUACAUUUCUACAUUCGCAUCA